AUGGCAUUCUACGGGCGACGAGACCCAUUCAACAGCUCCGUUGGCCACGAUGCAUCUCCCAUGUGUCACUCAGCACUAGAAUAUGCUAUUGAGACGGGCUUCGCCUCUCUAUUUGCACCACUCCGACCCACGAAGGCCAGCUCAUUAAUAACCUCGUGGAAAGGAUCUGCGGUUCAAGUCCCCAUUCUAUUCCACGCCGAAGUCGUGGCGAGUGUCGGUUGGGUCUUACUGAUGAUUGGUGGCCAAAGCCUGCCAGUUGAGCCCUUGUUGUAUCGGUUACAAAUGGAGCAGCGACAACUGGCACUGGAGACGCUGCGAAAAGAGCUCGAAAAUCCAAAGUUCGAACCAACUGAUGCUCACGUUCACGCAAUCGCAUUUCUUGCAUUCCAGAGUGGAGGUCCUAUGCCAUGCGAUGAACCAUAUCCAUCUUCACCAAUGGGGUUGUUGCAACACGUGUACGCCUUUUCAAGAUUCGAAGCAACCCUGCCACAUGUAACCGCGCUGUACAAUUUUGUCAGGGCUCGAGGAGGAAUUGACAAGAUUCAGCUGCACGCCUUGGCAGAUGUACUUGAAGUAGUUGAUAUUGUCAUCUCGACUCGCACUCAGAAUCCUUGUCGUUUCCCGUUGAUCCGAACGAAAUCGAAGCUGGCAGAAAAAAGAGAAGAGUCAGUAUUGGACAGCUAUACCGGCACUCGACGCAUUGGUGGGCAUGAGCUCUUAUCGAUUAAGAAAAUCAAUCUCACGAUAUAUCGCUUACUGGUGCAAAUGUCGCAAGUGACAGGGAUUCUUGACCGAUUUCAUGAGGACUCGAGUCGAACGGAGUUGAGCGGAGUCUUGAUAAUGCGUCGCAACGAAAUACAGCAUGGUCUCCUCGGAUAUCCGACAGCACAGUAUAGUGAGUAUAUGUUCAUGUUGGACGAGGAUUCACUGGACAUGCCGCCUGCCGUGAUGGCCCUAACCGAAAUGAUCCGCCUGGCCGCGUCUAUUUAUAGCGAUUUGGUUUUGUUCCCUCAGCCUUGGAUCACAGGGAUUAAAUUACAGCUAGCGCAGAGGCUACGCAUGGUGGCAGAGAAGAGCGGGAUGUAUGACAACAUCAAGCACUCUAUACCAAACUAUCCCAAGGUACACGUGUGGAUAUUAUGGUUUGGAUGUUUCGCGGCAUUCCGUACAGAGCAUCAGGGAUGGUUCGAGGACAAGCUUCGGUGGUUUGUGAACAUGCACUAUGGUAUGGCAAUAGAGAAGGCGGAAAAUGUCAGAUUCAAGAGGGUGAAGGAGGGUCUCCGAGGCUUUCUUUGGUGGAGUCCUGUCUGUGAUCAGGCUGGCCAGGCUCUGUGGUCUAGAUUAACCCAGAUAUCAGACGAGGACGAGGACGAGGACGACACUGACCCGGACGCGUGA
Exophiala mesophila is the source of this 1398-nucleotide messenger RNA. RefSeq lists its product as uncharacterized. Bases 1 to 1398 code for a protein of 465 amino acids. The transcript is spliced from 3 exons. Lineage: Eukaryota; Fungi; Ascomycota; Eurotiomycetes; Chaetothyriales; Herpotrichiellaceae. The record is from RefSeq and is a predicted model, not a curated record.